AUGCAAAGCCACUGCCAUCUAUCGAGCCCCCGCGAGCAACGACACUGCGACCAUCUAAUGUUUGACUUCAACUCUCGCUUUUUCGACGCUCGACGCCAGAACUUGUCGCUCAGCCAUUUGUCGCCUCAUGAGGCCGGCCGACACGGCUUGGCUGCAAUGCGCAGCUUUCUUGACUUCCAAAUGGAACUCGAUCGCGCAGACGCGACCCAGAUCAACUUGUUGAAGGCGGCUCUCAUGGUGGCGCUGGAUCAAAACAUCCCCCAGACGCUUGAUCGUCUGGAUUCUGUGGUUGCGAUGGUCCAACGCCAUAUGAAACCCGGCUUCGGGCCGGAGGAUACCGUCCGCUGCAUCAACAGCGUACUGUACGACUUCUACCGUUUUUCUGGAUCCAAAGAGCGUUUCCAUCACCCGGAAUCGUCCUCCCUGGCGCGAUUGCUGCAAUACAAGACGGGGGGACCAACUGCCUUGGGUGUGUUGUACAUCGCCGUAGCGGAGAGAGUGGGGCUUCGUGUGGCCGCCGUGUCGUUGCCUUCGCACUUCCUUGUAAAGGCCCUGGAUCUGGGUUCCGAAACCAACCCGGUCUUUAUCGAUCCGUACAACGGCGGCGCAUUGUACGAUUUCGCCGGCGUCGCGCGGCUGCUGCAUGCGAAUUUGCACCUGCCGCAGCCGGAGGAGCUGUCGGCGGCGGCAGCGGCUCGCGCGGCGCUAGAGGGCGCCGUGGGGAUGUACACUGUCAGCACAUCGGCGGCGCCGUCGCCUGGCGACGGCGACGGCGGUUUGAGUUUUUUGCGGAGCUUGGGGAUUAAGAACGAUGACAAUAAAGAAGAAGAUGAUGAUGAAGAAGAGGAACUGGUGCCGAUGUACGAGCCGGUGAUGUACGGCAAAGGGACGAAUGAGCCGUGGUUUCGGCCGUAUUUGGAGCCUGUGGGCAAGGUGGAAAUUCUGAUGCGGUUGCUCCGGAACUUGCGUGAGGUGUUCUGGGUGCCCCUCAUGCGACAGCAGGUGGUCGAUGAGUCCCGGGUGUUAUGGCACGCACAACAAGCUCUAAGCGUGCUGCGUAUGAUGCGAGUGGCAGAACCGCACCACGAGGAGCACGUGGUUUCGGAGGCGUUAUGUCUGGCGGCGGCGGGGCGCCGUACGGAGGGAUGUGAGCUGCUGCGGACCUUCCUAGGCGACCACCCGGAGGCGCUGGGGGCGGUGCGGACGCUCUUCUGCUUGGAAGCGGAGGGCCGGGCGCUGGGGCGCCUGGCGGCCUUGCAGAAGGAGCAACGUGAUAAAGAGGCGGCGGAGGCGACGCGACAGCGCACGCUGCGAGCUCGGCUGGCGGGUCUAAAGGGCUUCAACGGUCGCGACCCAAAUGCCGUACUUAACGACCCGGCCUUCUUCAGCCGAAUGUACGACAGGCUGUGGGACGACAAUUACUGGAUUUCUGCGAUGCUGGAUCACCACGGCGUCGGUCUGCUGAUGAUUCCAGCAGGCGCGGCGAUGCAGGCAAGCCGGCAUGGCGUGUCGUACAACUCGUACGGUAGUCAGGUAUUUCUCGGUGCUGCCGAGCCUGCCUUCCAAGUCACCAAGGGUUGUGUAUACUGA
Messenger RNA from Volvox carteri f. nagariensis, 1590 nucleotides. RefSeq lists its product as uncharacterized. The transcript has 7 exons. The record is from RefSeq and is a predicted model, not a curated record. Bases 1 to 1590 code for a protein of 529 amino acids. NCBI's taxonomy places the organism in Eukaryota, Viridiplantae, Chlorophyta, Chlorophyceae, Chlamydomonadales, Volvocaceae.